AUGCGUGCAAGUUCCAUUGAUAUUCAUCCGAAUGCAACAUGGUCACAGAAUGGUAUCACUGUUGCUGGAGGAAAUGGAGAUGGCAGUGAAACCGAUCAACUCUAUGGUCCAUAUGGUUUGUAUGUCGAUGAUGAUCAAACGAUUUAUAUCGCUGAAAAUCUGAAUGAUCGUAUUGUGGAAUGGAAAUCUGGUGCAACGAAUGGGAAAGUAGUUGCUGGUGGAAAUGGAAAGGGUAAUGGAGCUCAUCAGUUAAACUACCCAUAUGAUGUGAUUAUCGACAAAGAGAGCGAUAGUCUCAUCAUCAGCGAUGGAUGGAAUAAUAGAGUAGUUCGUUGGCCUCGUCGAAAUGGUACUCAUGGAGAAACAAUUAUUUCAAAUAUCUUUUGCUGGGGUUUGACAAUAGACGACAAUGGUUAUCUCUAUGUCGUUGACAAAGGAAAACAUGAAGUGAGACGAUAUAAAAUGGGUGACACUAAAGGAACAGUAGUUGCAGGUGAUAAUGGAAAAGGAAAUCGUCUCGAUCAACUCUCUUAUCCCAGCUACGUAUAUGUCGAUCGAGAUCAUUCAGUUUAUGUGUCUGAUUAUUUGAAUGAUCGUGUAAUGAAAUGGGAACAAGGUGCAAAACAAGGCAUUGUCGUAGUCGGUGGUCAAGGAGAAGGAAAUAGUCCUACACAAUUGAGUAGUCCUCAAGGAGUCAUUGUUGAUCAAUUGGGUACUGUCUAUAUGGCUGAUUCUGGGAAUCAUCGAAUCAUACGUUGGCCAAAAGAAACCACACAAGGAAGUGUCGUUGUUGGUGAAAAUGGUCCAGGAGCACAGUCGAAUCAACUCAAUUGUCCCAUAGGUUUAUCGUUUGAUCGACAUGGUAAUCUCUAUGUCGUUGAUAGGGACAAUCAUCGAGUACAAAAAUUUAAUAUCGCAUGA
Rotaria sp. Silwood1 is the source of this 921-nucleotide messenger RNA. The record is from the annotation of a GenBank genome assembly. NCBI's taxonomy places the organism in Eukaryota, Metazoa, Rotifera, Eurotatoria, Philodinida, Philodinidae.